AUGCUGAAACACAGCGAGAGGAGGCGGUCUUCAUGCUACAGGCCGUGGAAUACGCCCGAGUGUGACGACGCACCCAAAUCAGGGAACAGCCAACACCGCAGGAGCCUCUGCUCCUUGGGGGCCCAGUUGGGCUCCCAGGCCAGCAUCCCGCCAUGGACCGAGGGCAGCUAUAACUACUACUUCGAGGAGGACGAGGAUGGGGACGAAGAGGAGCAGUGGAAGGAUGACCUGGCCAAAGAGGAUCAGCAGCCAGAGGAAGCCACCACCACCCAGACCAAAGCCUGCACCGAGAACUCCAUGCUGAACGUCAACGUGGGUGGACAGAGCUACCGCCUGCACUACACGGAGCUGGCCUGCCACCCCAAGACGCGCCUGGGCCGCCUGGCCACCUCCACCAGCCACAGCCUCCAGCUGGGCCUGUGCGAUGACUACGAGGAUCAGACGGACGAAUACUUCUUCGACCGUGACCCGACCAUCUUCCAGCUUAUCUACAACUUCUAUGUGUCUGGGGUGCUGCUGGUCCGUGAUGAGCUGUGCCCGCGCAGCUUCCUGGAGGAACUGGGCUACUGGGGCGUGCGGCUCAAGUACACCCCCCGCUGCUGCCGCAUCUGCUUCGAGGAGCGCCGCGACGAGCUGUGCGAGCAGCUCAAGAUCCAGCGUGAACUGCGUGCCCAGGCACAGGCUGAAGAGGCCGAGGAGCUCUUCCGCGACGUGCGCUUCUAUGGCCCGCAGCGGCAACGCCUCUGGAACCUCAUGGAGAAGCCCUUCUCGUCGGUGGCUGCCAAGGCCAUCGGGGUGGCUUCCAGCCUCUUCGUGCUCAUCUCCAUUGUGGCACUGGCACUCAACACGGUGGAAGAGAUGCACCAGCAGGCAGAGCGGGGCGGCCGGUGGCCCAUCCUGGAGCACGUGGAAAUGCUGUGCAUCGCCUUCUUCACGCUUGAGUUCCUGCUGCGCUUGGCCUCCACGCCUGACCUGCGGCGCUUCGUGCGCAGCGCCCUCAACCUCGUGGACCUGGUGGCCAUCUUGCCGCUCUACUUACAGCUGCUGCUCGAGUGCUUCACAGGCGAGGACCAGCGGCGUGGCAAGGGUUCCUCGAGGGAGCAUGACCUCGAGACAGUGGGCAGGGUGGGCCAGGUGCUGCGCAUCAUGCGCCUCAUGCGCAUCUUCCGCAUCCUCAAGCUGGCGCGACAUUCCACUGGCCUGCGCGCCUUUGGCUUCACACUGCGCCAGUGCUACCAGCAGGUGGGUUGCCUGCUGCUCUUUAUCACCAUGGGCAUCUUCGCCUUCUCCGCUGCAGUCUACUCCGUGGAGCACGACAUGCCCAGCACCAACUUCACCAGCAUCCCCCAUGCCUGGUGGUGGGCCGUGGUGAGCAUCUCCACGGUGGGCUAUGGAGACAUGUACCCAGAGACCCACCUGGGCAGGCUUUUUGCCUUCCUCUGCAUUGCUUUUGGGAUUAUCCUCAAUGGGAUGCCAAUUUCCAUCCUCUACAACAAAUUCUCUGAUUACUACAGCAAGCUCAAGGCUUAUGAGUACACCGCCAUACGAAGGGAAAGGGGAAAGGUGAACUUCAUGCAGCGAGCCAGAAAGAAGAUGGCUGAGUGUUUGGCUAAAAGCAACUCACAGCCCACCCCAAGGCAAGAGAAUUAAUAUUCCACAGGACAGGUGGCUGUAGAUCC
This is a messenger RNA of Pteronotus mesoamericanus, 1679 nucleotides long. It is a transcript of the gene KCNV2, whose product is annotated as potassium voltage-gated channel modifier subfamily V member 2. Gene Ontology annotation, biological process: potassium ion transmembrane transport; protein homooligomerization. The transcript has 2 exons. The record is from RefSeq and is a predicted model, not a curated record. Bases 1 to 1650 code for a protein of 549 amino acids. Gene Ontology annotation, cellular component: voltage-gated potassium channel complex; membrane. Lineage: Eukaryota; Metazoa; Chordata; Mammalia; Chiroptera; Mormoopidae. Gene Ontology annotation, molecular function: protein binding; voltage-gated potassium channel activity.